AUGUCAACUACAACAACUCCAGAAUCACUUUCAAUCCCUCUUCCAAAGACCUCAGUAAUUAUAUCUAAUUUAAAUAAAGAUGAUUUCAUUCAAAAUGGAAGCGAUACACUGAGCUUACUAAUUGCAUCAAAGAAGUUAUCAUUGGCUGAUCAGAUUAAAUUAUUGACUUUGUACUAUGAAGAUGAUAUGACUGGGAAAAUCACCCAUUGGUCAAAUCUACCAUUUCUUGGAAGAAUAGUUAUUAUAUUCAAAGAGGAACUGACUGCUGAAAAGGUCUACAAUUACCUUUCUGGUGAACUACAAAAACAUACAGAGUUGAGUUAUGUGAAACCUCAUUUACAAGAGAAUUUAUUAACUAGAAGUAAAUCCAAUGAUAACUUAAUAGAGGGAGAACAUUUGAAUGUUAAAAAGAGUUUAGACAAUUUUAAGAGUUUAUACUCUAGUAAUAAUAAUGAUACAAAGAAUGACUUGAAAGAUUAUAAUGAACCUAAACCAGCAAAAGUUGACACCGAUUUGUCAGAUAUUCCUAUCGAUAAAGAUGAAUUCCCCUCUUCUCCAACAAUUACAUUCAAUCAAUCGUUUUAG
Candida tropicalis MYA-3404 is the source of this 585-nucleotide messenger RNA. RefSeq lists its product as uncharacterized. Bases 1 to 585 code for a protein of 194 amino acids. The record is from RefSeq and is a predicted model, not a curated record. The transcript has a single exon. NCBI's taxonomy places the organism in Eukaryota, Fungi, Ascomycota, Pichiomycetes, Serinales, Debaryomycetaceae.